Molecule: messenger RNA, 2872 nt
Organism: Cajanus cajan (pigeon pea)
Lineage: Eukaryota; Viridiplantae; Streptophyta; Magnoliopsida; Fabales; Fabaceae
Source: RefSeq, a predicted model, not a curated record
UUACCUUUGAACGUGAAACCUUUGAUUUUUUAUUUUAUUUUAUUUUAUUUUUUUGCAUAAGUUGUUAUUGAUAUGAUGUUAUAUUUCUACUUUACUUUUUUGAUUGAUAUUAUGCAUUAUUGUUGUGGAAUGAGUAUUACCAUAAUCGCUGCAUUUUAACGCUCUCUUGCGAUUGUUUGAGUUGUAUUUGUUGAUUUUGUUUCUUAUCAGCCUGUGUUGCGUGUUGCAUAUUGACGUUCAAGAUAAUCGCGUCGUAUUGUGCUUUAUCUUGUAUGCUUUUCAAUUUAGAUGGCUAUGACCAUUAUUCUUAAGAAAGAUAACAAAGUUAUAUGCUCCACGAAGUGCCUAGACCCGCCGAUUAGGCUGCCAAAAGAUUUGAGCAUCGCUUCUGUAGUUUCAACAGAGAAGGUAUCUAGUCUUUCUAGAUUGCCACGAUUUUCACUAACUCCGGCACCAGAUAAUUCACAGGAAAAGGGUGAAUGGGGUAGAUUUUUGGAUUUCCUGCACGAAUAUAAUAGGGUUGCCGUUAUAAAUUUUGAGCAGCACAAGUUUUACAUUCUACCUCCUGCUAUAGCUUCAACAUCUAGCCCAAUCAAUGUUGCAUAUCAUAUAGAUAAUACAUUCUCUGUUGAUACUCUUCCAAGGGAUUGUGAAUCUGCAGCUUCACACUUAGAGGAAUGUGGUGGACCAAAUACUGUUGAAGAUCUUAAGCUUCCUCGACCUGAAGACCAUGCUUAUCAUUUUACAGCUGAAACUUCUAGUGAAUUGCAUUCUUUGCUCUCUCUGAAAAAUUCCAUACGGGUUGAUCCAAGUUACCUUAAAACUCUUGGUCAAGUUCAUUCUGGAUGGAUUUUUGGUGGAAUAGCUGAGCUUGUUGAUAAUUCCAGGGAUGCCAAAACAACUAAGAUGGACAUUUUUGUAGAUAUGAUCAAGUUGAAAUCUGGGCAGGAUGUCCCUAUGUUAUCAGUUAUUGAUAAUGGUCAAGGGAUGAAUCAUGACGAGGUUAUGAAAAUGGUAUCUUGUGGGCACAAACAGUCUGAUAAAGAUGACAAGGAUCAUAUUGGCAAAUUUGGUGUUGGAUUCAAAACAGGAGCAAUGAGGCUCGGGAGAGAUGUUCUGGUUCUAACACAGACAACCAACUCUAGAUCUCUAGCUUUUAUUUCACAAUCAUUGAAUGCAGGCAAAGAUAAUAUUGAAAUUCCCGUUAUUAGUUAUUGUCGACAAGGACAGCGUAUGGAAGUUGACAUAAAUAUGCAGUCUGAAGCUUUAGCAAAAUACAAUUUGAAAGCAAUUAAGGAAUUUUCACCAUUUAAUAAGUAUCUUAUUGGUGAAAAGGCAGCCUUGUUUGGUGAGGGUACAGGAACACAGAUAUACAUAUGGAACUUGGAAAAAUGGGGAUCAAGAUAUUGUUUAGAAUGGCAUGAUGGAUUAAAAGGUGGGAGUUCUUUUCACCAAGGUGACAUUGUAAUCCGCAGCAAAAGAUGUCGUUCUCGUAUAGGCCAGAUUAGUCAAAAGGUUCCAUUGGAUUACUCAUUACGAGCUUAUUUAGAAGUUAUAUUCUUAGUUCCUCGAAUGAAGAUAAGUGUACAAGGGGCACUGGUUAAAAGCAGACCACUAGCAAAUUUUCUGACUCACACUGUUAUUGAAACUGGUGAGAUAUUGGGAAGUCCUAUUCAAUUAAUUUUGGGAUUUAGUCAACUAGAGUGGGAGCAGGCAAACUGUGGAAUAUUUUUAUAUUGGCAUGGUCGCUUAAUUGAGGCUUACAAGAGAGUUGGUGGCAUGAUUCAUAAUGCAGAUGUGGGCCGUGGUGUAAUUGGUGUCGUAGAUGUAACCACUUUAAUGGAUGGUCAGGAUGGUCAUGUGUGGGUGCAUAAUAACAAACAGGGUUUCCAAGAUUGUGAACCAUAUGCAUGUCUUGAGGAGUGGCUGGGUAGAAAAGCUGAUGAAUUCUGGGACAAUAAUUUUGAUUCACUUAAGUUGGACAAAGAUAAUUGUGUCUUCAAACCUGAUUGUGAGUGGGUACAAUGUGACAAGUGCAGAAAGUGGAGAGUAUUACCUUCUGACUUUGACAGUAGAAAAUUACCUAUGCAAUGGUUUUGUUAUAUGGUGCCUUUCAAAGGACAAUGUGCAGAUGCUGAACAGAAGAUGGAGGAUGGCGUGGUAAAUGUUUCCACAAUGCGGUCGGGUUAUGACUGCAUGCUGAAGGAUUCUGAUUGUAAAAAGAUUGAAGUUGUUAUUAAAACCACUACUGGGACAGAUGACAAAUUAGUCAAUUCUGAGGAUGUCAGAUUGCCAUCCCUUAAGCGGUUGAGAGGGCUACGAAGAUAGGAAGAUGAUAGAUCAUCCGAUAAGAAUUUGUUUGGGUACAAAUUAAAAGUGUUUUUGAAAUUUUUUUUAUUAAAAAUAAAAAAUAUUUUUCAAUAAAAAACUUUCAAAAACUUUUCAAACUCAUCCAAAUAGAUUCUAAGUACACAACAUAAUCCUUUUUCUUUUGGAGGGGCGUGGAGAAUCAUAGCAAAAUUUUGUUCAGGUUGAUCAUAUGGAUUAAUAGAUUUGUCUCAAAUUUUUCAGUCAAGUAUUGGUUAAAGGUCGCAAUAUUCUCCGUGCUCUCAAGUUCGGGUUUUAACGGCUGAAAACAUUUUGGAGGCCGCUGUUGCAGUAAUUUUCCGCUAGUGAUGUCUUAGUUUUUGAAGGUCUGCCAAAUGCAUUAUGUAAAUAAUGUUACCAACAUGUAAUGUAUUUUUCUUUGGGUGAAUGCUACCAACAUGUAUUUUUGUUGUUUUUUUUUUUGAUGAAUUUACUAUGCUGUAAAUGAUGCACGCAAAUCUUUCCCUCUUUUUCAAAAAGUAUAAGUCGCUCCCCCUUUAUUUCC